UCGUCCAAUCCAAACAUUUGCGACAUACCACUGCGACUGAUACCAAUCUCGCCAUUGAUCAAUCGCAACGCUCUCUUUUAUUCACUUGAACUUGAGUGAAUUUCUGAUUAUUCGUUCACCUCUUCACCCACAUAUUCACAUAACCCCGAACAAAUACCGUCACGAUGGCCACCGAUAGCAGCGCUACCCUCCCCCAAGAUGGUUCCGCCACCAAGGCCGUCGACCAGCCUCUGAAGGGUAAGGGUAAGGCCACCGCCGAGGAUCCCGUCGACACCGCCAUGGACGAGGACGAUGAUGAUGACGACGAGGAAGAGGAAGAGGGCGAGGGUGGCGACGAAGAUGCGGAUGACAACAUGGACGAGAUUGAUCUCAACAACAUCGUCGAUGGUGGUCGCCGAACCCGUGGCCGCGUUAUCGACUGGGCCAAAGCUGCCCAAGACCACCCCGCUGAGGACGAUGAUGAUGAGGAUGAGGACGACUACGAGCCUGCCGGCGAGGAACAGGAGCAGGAUCACGGAGACAAGAUGGACGAGGAUUAAAUUGGUUCGCCAAUCCUCUCCCCUGGCGCACCAACUUGUUCGGUACAGGAAUUUCAACUUGUCUACCAAUCGGAUCUGCAUCGACAAACAUUUUCCUCGGCGUUUUAGGAGCCUCAUCACCAUCGGCUUUACUAUAACUUGACUUUCGGCUCUUAGUCUCAGAUACUCACGAAUUUCGGACAUGGACGGACAAUUGCGGGCGGAACGUUAUGGCUGUAGCAAGCAACGGUAGCUAAAGAUCUACUCUGGACUGGGUUCGGCCCAGCUUAUGAACAUGAAUACGCACAUGAAAUAAAACGAUUUGCACA
Annulohypoxylon maeteangense is the source of this 847-nucleotide messenger RNA. RefSeq lists its product as uncharacterized. NCBI's taxonomy places the organism in Eukaryota, Fungi, Ascomycota, Sordariomycetes, Xylariales, Hypoxylaceae. The transcript has 3 exons. The coding region runs from base 165 to 539 and encodes 124 amino acids. The record is from RefSeq and is a predicted model, not a curated record.